Molecule: messenger RNA, 3189 nt
Organism: Phycodurus eques (leafy seadragon)
Lineage: Eukaryota; Metazoa; Chordata; Actinopteri; Syngnathiformes; Syngnathidae
Gene: dyrk4
Product: dual-specificity tyrosine-(Y)-phosphorylation regulated kinase 4
Exons: 14
Coding region: 310-2181 (623 amino acids)
Biological process (GO): peptidyl-serine phosphorylation; peptidyl-threonine phosphorylation
Cellular component (GO): nucleus
Molecular function (GO): protein serine/threonine kinase activity; protein serine/threonine/tyrosine kinase activity; ATP binding
Source: RefSeq, a predicted model, not a curated record
GACGCACGUGCGCGUCGGACUAUAUCGGGACGUCCCCAGCUGUCCGCGGCAGAAAACCCGACCAGGUGGCUCCUUAUGCGCCGGGCCGAGCCGACAACAGCUCGCCGCUCGCGCUAAUCUGCACCGGUGACGCCGGCAGUGCGCGUAAAACCUGGAGUGCGCUUGUUUUGGGGGAUUUGUGGCUCCGACCCCUUCCGACUCGCCAUUGGACACUCCUGGCUGAGUUGGAUACGAUGCCUCUUUUUCUUUGGGUUCUAUAAAGAUUUAUUAUUAUGAUGAUUUUAUUUUUUUAAGACUCACACUGUUAUCAUGUUGCCAGAGAUAAAUAAGACGUCACCCCCGGAGGCAUUCCCUCACAGACAGCAAGCAGAGGGCAGUCGUCUUGGGACCAACCGAUCCUGCUUACAGCAGUUUGGCCCAGGAGUAGGAACUUUGCCUCAGCUCGAGCCUCCGGUAGUCCAGGUGGUGGUCAGUAAUGCCAAGAAUCAGCACCAGCAGCAGUCUGACCACAUGCUGCCCCAAAUUGUCAAUCAGGGGGUCCAGAACUACUAUCAAACAAACACAGUUGAGAGCCAGAAGCCCACUCAGCAAUUCACCGUGCGAUUUGGUGCAGCCAUGGCUAAAAUAUCAGUGUCUCGCAACACCAAACUCUUCAGCAACAGGCUGAAUAAAGAAAAGGCACCCGAGGGUCGCAGGCUACCGAUGUCUCCUUCAGACUCAAUCUACAACUUCCAAGAUCGUCUGACAGAGUUUGAGAAGGAGGAAAUAAUGGACUACGCAGAGAUCUGGUUCCACGGGCUGUGCUCUCAGAAGAUAGAGGGUUCCCGAGAUGCACCGCAGAACUGUGGAUAUGAUGAUGAACAUGGGAGCUACAUCAGGGUACUGCAUGACCACAUCGCCUACAGAUUUGAAGUACUUGAAGUGAUUGGAAAAGGCUCCUUUGGGCAGGUUCUGAAAUGCUUGGACCACAAGACCAACGAACUUGUAGCUGUUAAGAUGAUCCGCAACAAGAAGAGGUUUCAUCACCAAGCUUUAGUUGAGCUGAAGAUUCUGGAUGUGAUAAAGAGGAAAGACAAAGACAACGUUCACAACGUCAUCCACAUGAAGGAGUACUUCUACUUCCGAAAUCACCUCUGCAUCUCCUUUGAGCUUCUCGGGGUGAACUUGUAUGAGCUCAUCAAAAAGAACAACUUCCAGGGCUUCAGUGUGGCUCUCAUCCGUCGCUUCACCCAUGCUCUGCUCAGAUGCCUGCAGAUGCUCCACAGAGAAAAGAUCAUACACUGCGACCUCAAGCCGGAGAACAUCCUUUUGUCUCAGAGAGGACCAGGAAACAUCAAGGUGGUCGAUUUUGGAUCAAGCUGUUACGAACAGCAAAGAGUGUACACCUACAUCCAGAGCCGGUUCUACCGCUCCCCAGAGGUCAUCCUGGGUCACCCCUACAGCGUGGCCAUUGACAUGUGGAGUCUGGGCUGCAUCCUGGCUGAGCUCCACACUGGGUACCCUCUCUUCCCUGGGGAGAGUGAAGUGGAGCAGAUAGCAUGCAUCAUGGAGCUUCUUGGAAUGCCUCCUAAUGAUUUUGUUCAGUCGGCAUCCAGGAGGAGAUUGUUUUUUGACUCAAAAGGAAAUCCCAGAAACACUACCAAUAGUAAGGGGAAGAAACGAAGACCCAAUUCCAAGGAGCUGUCAACUACACUGAAGACAAACGAUGCUUUAUUCUUAGACUUCAUCACACGCUGCCUCACUUGGGAUCCAACUAAACGGAUGACACCGGAUGAGGGUUUACAGCAUGACUGGAUCCUGGAGGGGAAAUUCAACAAGGUGAAGCCUACAACCAAAUCAUCCGGGAAGAAGCCUACAGACAGUGUGACAGCCACAGAGCAAAAUGGUGACGACAAUUACGGCAAACGAGCUAACGGCAAAUCCGUGGAGAGGUUCAGCAACGACGAAAACAGUGACGACGACAAGCUGAAGAGACACAGUUCAGGCACAAAGACGACUCCGGGCGAACGUCUGCAGCCUAUCGGGGCGUCGGCGGAGGACGAGGUGUGUGACACUGAGGAUUCGAAAUUUGAGGGUUUAGAGAGGCCUGUUCACAUCUUCAUCAAACCUCAGGAGGAAAAGGGCACAGAGGUCCAAGAGAGCCUCGUGCUCUCUCGGUGUUUGCCUCAUAUAAUGAAGUAAGAGCAGAAGAGAGCUGUGCUUCAUUCAAGGAAAGGAAAACGGGAAACUUAAAUGGGUCCUGAGAUUUGCACCUGCUUUUCCCUUCAUUAGUCAGGGAUACAAACUAAAAUGGUAUGAGCCAAUUCAAAGGAGAAUGGCCGGUCCAUUAUGAUUAUGAACAUUUGUUUCAAUAUUCAUGAAGAUAUAGCACUGACAGUAUGUUGUUAUGUUGUUUGUCAUGUUUGGAUGUGUUUGUCGGCCACAUGGUAAUGCUCAGAAAAUGUAGUUUAAACCUUUUUUAUUCUUGUUAUUCAUUGGGCAUAAUCUUUGCUGAGAACAUUCUAAUUCUUUUCUUUUUCUUUUUUUAAAUUCCCACCUGUCCUUUACAAUCCGUCUCAUGUUUAACUAUUAAAGUGUGUCUGGAAUAUAAGCCAAGCCAAAACUGUUUUGUAUACAGAGACACAAUGUCAUCUACUGAUUAACUGAAGCAGAAAUAUCGCUUGUUAAUUAUUAGAUUUUUUUUGUUUGAGCAAAUGUUUUGUAUAUGAUUAGGAAACUAUGUGCACCUCAAUGAUCAUGUAUUUGUGAUUAGUUAUUGUAUUUUGUGUCCAAAAUAUGUGUAGUACAGAAUAUCUAUUUAUUGUUACUGUAAGAUAAUAUUUUGAAUGUGUGGUACUAAUAUUUUGACACGAGAAACUAAAAGACAAUCUUAGUUUGUGCCUUGCAGUAUUAGAUAUCUUGAACUUUACUGAUGUGUGUAAAUCUGGACUAGAAACUGGUGGAUUCUUAGAUUUGUCCAGUACAAUAAGAAACCUCCAUGCUUUUUUUCUAACAGUGAAAUGCUUAUUUAUCUUAAUGUCGAUGAUUUUUGUCUUGCGAUUUUUGUCCAGUUUGAAACAGACAACAGUGCCCUUCGUGACAAUCAGGCCAGCCAUCACAGAUUCUAAUAGAAUGGAGGAGAUUGAACAUAACAUAUAAAAAGUGAAUAGUUUUCAUGUAUUUUAUGCAAGAAUAAAAUAUUAUUUCAUA